This is a messenger RNA of Hymenoscyphus albidus, 2453 nucleotides long. The record is from the annotation of a GenBank genome assembly. NCBI's taxonomy places the organism in Eukaryota, Fungi, Ascomycota, Leotiomycetes, Helotiales, Helotiaceae.
GCUCGGGUCUCCACUUCUGCCUCCCUCCCGUACCCCUUCAGAUGGAAAACCCCGAUCCAGCUCUCCUCCAGGCCCUCUCCCACCAUCACCAUCAAACCUCCUGCGCAUCACAUCACGCGCUCCCUUUCCUUCCCUUCCCUUUCCAUCACCCCCUCAAGACUUUUCUAAUUCUUCUAAUCCUUCAACUUACAACCUCACGCCCCUUUCUUAACCUGCAUCUAAGCUCAUGUACAUUGUUUGGUAUGUUCCUUCUCCUUCUCGCACCGAUGCUGAUCCCCCCUGCUCGGCAGCUUGGUAUGGUAUCAGAAUACUAACGAUCUUACCCCUAUGUAGAAACUAAAACGCACGCUACGUGCCUUUUUCCUCCAAACCAAAUCAAUUCAACAUGGCCGACCUCAUCGAGCAAUAUCGUCAACUGGCGGAAGAGUACUACGAGCUGUACUCGCAGCAACUAGGGGAACAGCUUCAACGGAUAUCGACCACCACCUAUGUGGUCACCGCCCUCGCCAUCUGCAUACCUCCCAUAAUUGCUCUGAUAAUCUACGAACGCGAACAAGCAAAGCUUCUAGCAGAACAACCCCAAGGAUGCAGAAAACUCGGGUUGAAGAUUGAGAGCAACCUGCUUAAUGAGUACGACAAAAAGUUUGCGGAGGGGAGACCGCCGAGUACCGAGGAGACUUCCGCAGAGUGGUGGCGCCUGAAGAGCAUGUGGAUUUACCCCGUCAAGAGUUGCAAAGGUGUAGAGCUGAACAGAGGAACAAUCAUUGCGACCGGAAUGGAAUAUGACCGCCAAUUCACCUUUGCUCAACUAAGGAGCCCAUUCCCAGUGAAUGCUGCAACCCCCGAGAAAGAAAAGGCGGCGCACAAGUGGGAAUUUAUUACACAGCGACAAUUCCCUCUAUUGGCCAGAGUUAGAACCGAGAUGUGGGUUCCAGAUCAAAGUGUUGAUACGUACAAACCACAUGCCGAGGACGUCGAAAGCGGUGGUGUUGUAAUCAUGAGUUUCCCUUGGCAAGAAGCUGGCUGGAGGGGAACCGUUGCAAAAUGGGGUGCUUCAUUCAUGGGUAAAGUCCCUGAGAAGCAGUUCAGGAUUCCAUUCGACCCCUCCCCAGUCCAAAUCGAAAAGGCCGGUUACUCUUUCGAAGAAAUGACAAUCUGGAAAGAAACUGUUUCUGCCUUGAACAUGGAGAUUGAAAUCCCAGAUGAGUUGAGAUAUUAUCUUGGUAUAAGCAACAAACUAGGUCUAUUCAGGGUUGACAACUCAAAAUUGAGAGAGGUACACCGCAAUGCCCCCAAAAAGGAAGAUUUAGGAUACCAACCAGUGACUGGAUUCCAAGACGCCGUAAGUCAUUCACUGCCACGUACAAGUAUACCUGCUAAUUUUUCUCAGUACCCACUUCACCUCAUCAAUCUUGCCAGUGUCCGCGAUGUAGAGAGUAAAAUACCCCACGUCAAAGGAACACCAAAACCACGUAUAUCUGCACAACGAUUUCGCGCAAACUUGAUCAUCACUGGUCCAGAUGCCUACCUCGAAGAUACAUGGCGCCGAAUCAAGAUUGGAUACUACGAGUACGAUGUAUGCGCUAGAACAGCCCGCUGCAAAAUGCCCAAUGUCGACCAAGUCACCGGGGAGAGACAUCCUAGCGAACCAGACAGAACGCUGAGAAGUUUCCGAGACGUAGAUGCAGGCGCGGGACCAAACAUUGGAUGCUUGGGAGUUCAGAUGGUACCCAUCUCCAAAGAAAGCGCUCUGAGAGUGGGAGACGAAGUUACCGUUCUGGAAACUGGAGAGCAUCAUUACAUCCAUCAAUGAUUCCAACUUUUACUUCUUUACAUCACAUUGGCGGAGUUAACGGAAUAGAAGGAGUUGAGCCCGGAGAGAAAAUGAAACAAGGAUACCCUACAGCACAAAAUUCUAUAUUUUCCCUCUACACAUGGCUAAGGACGGUUCAUGCUUCUCCCUUUUGACCAGUCAUUCAUUCUAUAUUUCUGGGAAUUGGGAGGGAGAAAAAUUCAUCAGAGAGACUUGGGACUCUUUACAUACUACUCAUACAUAUCACUUGUAAUUAAAGUUGCUUUUUGUUCCUUUUUAGCAUCUUGGGCGGGUUUCUUGCUUCUGCUUGUAUUUUUGCUUAUUUUUAUUGGCUUCCAUAUUCGUCGCCAUUUGUUCCUAUGGUCUGCGUAUUGGUUCUCAACAUCUUUCUUUGUUGACUACAACCUUUGCAUUUCAGUCUAUACACUUGUGUCUCUUUCCCUAUACGUCGGCAUGUUGCGAAGGCGAGUGGGCGUUAACUUGGGUGCUUUGUAUGGUUAUUUGUAUAUUUCCUGGGGAGCGGGUCUGCUUAUCUUCAUGUGAGGUAACGACUAGAGGUCAAAAUGGGGUGAGGGCUAGCGCAUGAGGAGUGUGUGUUAGAGAUAGAAGAAACGAAAAUUAGAAAGAAUUCUUUCCAUGA